AUGGUGUGUUUGUGGUGGUGGUGGUGGUGGCGGGUGGGGAGGGGGUGGCAUGGUGGUGGUGGCGGCAGCGGCGGUACGGCGGUGGGAGGCAGUGAUGUGGUGGUGGUUGUGACGCCAGUGGCUGCGAUAGUGGUAGUGGUGGGGAUGGUGGUGGUGGAGGUGACGGCAGUACUUCCUGGACAUUUGGUGACGGAGGGAAGGUGGAGUACUUUCUGGACAUCAACGGGGGAAAAUGAUACUUGUUUUCCCCUUACUGUGACCACAUCUGGUGCCUCCUCUUCAGGCAGCCUCCUCGUCUGGUAUAGGAAUUCCCCCACCCAGUUCAAGUUUAACUCACGGUCAUCAGUGGCGAAAAGCGACCACCGAAGUUUGUCCAGUGAUUCCUUCACAAAUGAAGGCAGAACCACUUUGUCCUGCUGCAGAGAAAUGUUCCUUUCUGGGUACAGAGUGAUGGUGGGUUCAGUGAGCUCUGGUUCUUCGUCGCAUGGUGAUGGAGAUGGUGUGGCUACGGCGGUGGCGGUAGGUGACAGUGGUGGUGGUGGUGAUGGCUGCGACGGUGGCAGCAGUGGUGGUGUAAUGGCGGUGACGGUGGUGGUGUAA
Messenger RNA from Gastrolobium bilobum, 600 nucleotides. RefSeq lists its product as uncharacterized. NCBI's taxonomy places the organism in Eukaryota, Viridiplantae, Streptophyta, Magnoliopsida, Fabales, Fabaceae. The transcript has 2 exons. The record is from RefSeq and is a predicted model, not a curated record. The coding region runs from base 1 to 600 and encodes 199 amino acids.